Messenger RNA from Lycium ferocissimum, 3950 nucleotides. Its product is annotated as homeobox-DDT domain protein RLT3. Bases 132 to 3398 code for a protein of 1088 amino acids. The record is from RefSeq and is a predicted model, not a curated record. Gene Ontology annotation, molecular function: RNA polymerase II cis-regulatory region sequence-specific DNA binding; DNA-binding transcription factor activity, RNA polymerase II-specific. Gene Ontology annotation, biological process: regulation of transcription by RNA polymerase II. The transcript is spliced from 16 exons. NCBI's taxonomy places the organism in Eukaryota, Viridiplantae, Streptophyta, Magnoliopsida, Solanales, Solanaceae. Gene Ontology annotation, cellular component: transcription regulator complex; nucleus.
ACCCUACAUUUGUUAAACCCCUGUCCAUCAUCUUCUCCAUCUUCCAUUUUCACAAAAAAAAACUCUCCAAACACGGUCUUAUCUCUACUUCUUCAUUAAUGGCUACUAAUUAAGCUUAAAAAUAAACAACUAUGGCAGCAAAGAAGAAGCAAAAUCAGAAUUCCAGCCAAAUUGAGAAAACAGUGAAUUGCAGUAGUAAAAGUAAAAAGAAGAAGAAUAGUAAAAAAAAGAAGCAGCAACAACAACAGUUUUUGAAUGAAGAUGAUUAUAGACUAAGGUUACAAGAGGGUUUAUAUUCACCUGAUUAUAUUUUCACUAAAAUUUUCAGAAAGGAUGGUCCUAUACUUGGUGCUGAAUUUGAUUCUCUUCCAGAAAAUCCUUUUACUCCCAGUAAGAAAGGUUCCAGAAUUUCUAGUCAUGCUAGAGAAGAAAACCAAGCAGCAAUUAAGAGGAGAAAGGUCUCUGCGCCUGCCACCACGCAUUGCCGAGCUUCAUGUGAAAGUACCCCUCCUGUGAAAAAGCAUGGUACUGGGAAAGGUCUAAUAACAAAAGACACUUCGGUGAAAAAAUACGGCACUGGGAAAGGAUUAAUGACCGAGAAGAGUGCUAGUGUUAGAAAGCACGGUACCGGGAAGGGUUUGAUGACAGUUUGGCGGGCAACAAAUCCUCACGCCGGAGACACCCCCACUGGUGUUGAUUUUGGAGAGAGUGCUAAAGAGAGAAAGAAGAAGUUGCUGCAGCGACAGUCUAUUUUGAGAAAAAUAGAAAAGAAAUUGCAGGAUAAGAAAAAGGUUGGCGUGAAAUGCAGAAAGGCAGUGAAUAAAAGGAUCGAAAAGCAGAAGCCACCUCGUAAGGAAAAAUGUGAACUUGCGCUGGAAAGGAGAAAGUGCCAAGAAGGGUUACCUAUCAAAAAAAGAAAAUACCAAGAAGAGUUUACUCAGCAGGGGUCACUAGCGGAUGAUGAGGAACUUGAGUUAAUGGAGUUGGAGGCAGGACCUAACUCAUUGACAUGCUGUACACACUUCGCGGGCAAUGGUCUUCGUGGCUGUUCACUUUGCAAAGGUUUACUGCCAAAGUUUCCUCCAGAUUCAGUAAUAAUGAAGCUGCCUCUCUAUAUGCGACCAUGGGAUUCCUCUCCAGAGCUUGUCAAGAAACUUUUCAAGAUCUUCCACUUUAUCUGUACUUAUGCUGCAAGAAUUGAUAUCUGUUCCUUCACAGUUGAUGAGUUUGCGCAAGCAUUUCAUGAAAAAGAUUCCUUGCUCCUUGGACAAGUGCAUUUGGCCCUUCUCAGGCUUCUUCUGGCAGAUGUUGAAAUUCAGCUUGAUAGUGGAUUCAUUCAUCAAGCAAGCAAAAGUUGCAAUUUCUUGGGAUUGGUUCACUCAAUUGAACAUGAAGAAUUUAGUCUGAAACUGUGGAUUAGUUCACUCAAUGCCUUAACAUGGACAGAGAUACUACGGCAAGUUCUGGUUGCUGCUGGUUUUGGGUCCAAACGCGGUAGAGUAUCUGGGGAGGCUCUCAGCAAGGAAGUUAGUUUGAUGGCUAAGUAUGGGUUAGCCCGGGGUACACUGAAGGGUGAACUUUUUAGCAUUCUGCUAAUUAAAGGAACUGAUGGAAUGAAAGUUCAUGAGCUGGCAAAACUUCAAUCUAUUGUUGAGUUGAAUCUGGCAGCAACAACCAUUCAGCUAGAAGAUUUAAUAAGCUCAACCCUUUCUAGUGACAUUACACUGUUCGAAAAGAUUUCAUCUUCAGGGUACCGUCUACGUAUUAAUCCUUCUUCACAGGAAUCUGAAAUUUCUUUCUCAGAUUCCGAAGGAGAUGACGCAGAGGUUAUUAGUGGAUACAUCAGAGAUUAUUCUGAUUGUGAAUCCCGUGAAUUAGUUCCAGCUGAAUCUGGACGGAGAUAUCAGUUAGAAAAUAGGAACAGUUUAUCAAUUGUAAAUACUGAAAUUGAUGAAAGUUACUCAGGAGAAGCAUGGUUGUUGGGGCUGAUGGAAGGUGAAUAUUCAGAUCUUGGCAUUGGAGAGAAGCUGAAUGCCUUGGCGGCAUUGGUUGAUCUUCUUACUGCUGCAUCCAGCAUCUCUGAAAAGGAUCCGAUGCCAUCCACUGUAGAAUGUGCUCCUGCAACGAUUCAUCAUGCAUCAGGUGGAAAAAUAAAGAGGUCAUCAGCAAAAUCAUCCUACUUGGCUGGGCAAACACAAAGUCAUAGUGGAUAUCUUAGUAAUCAAGAUCCAACAGGGUCAUUGGAGUUUCAGCCUGUUGAUUCUUCAGUGUCAAUGUCAAAAAUCUGUAAGAAAAAUAAGUCACCUAGCACUGCAAAGAAUACCAAAGAACUGGAAGCUGGGGAUGAUUUGCAUCCUAUGCAGUCUAUCUUCCUCGGCUCUGACCGUAGGUACAAUAGAUACUGGAUUUUCUUGGGCCCUUGCAAUGAACUCGAUCCUGGGCACAGGAGGAUUUAUUUUGAAUCUUCUGAAGAUGGUCACUGGGAGGUGAUUGAUACUGAAGAGUCUUUAUGCUCUUUGUUGGCUGCCUUGGACCGUAGAGGUACACGAGAGGCUCUCUUAGUUGCAUCUCUAGAAAAACGGGAAACCUUCCUAUGCCGAGCAAUGUCAAAUAUGCUGAAUGAUUCAGGAGAUAGGCAAUCACCUCAAUGUGGAAGGACUUUUUCUAGGGAAGAUAGUUCAUCAUCUGCAAUUUCUGAUGUGGACAACUUAGGCCUUGUUGAAGUGCACAAUGGUUCUACUGGUUCGAAGGUGUCUGCAGGGCGGAAAAGAGAACGUCAGCAAGACAAAUGGAAUAUUGCUCAAGCUUUUGACUCAUGGAUGUGGAAAUCAUUCUAUUGUAAUCUUGCCGCUGUGAAACGUGGGAAAAGGUCUUAUCUUGAUUCACUUGCAAGGUGUGAACAGUGUCAUGAUCUAUAUUGGAGGGAUGAGAAGCACUGUAAGAUUUGCCACACCACGUUCGAGCUUGAUUUUGAUCUUGAAGAAAGAUAUGCCAUUCAUACUGCAACUUGUAGGCAGAACCUAGACCCUGAUAACUGCACAAAGCAUAAAAUUCUCCCAUCAGAAUUGCAGUCACUUAAAGCUGCAAUAUAUGCAAUUGAGUCAGUAAUGCCUGAAGAUGCCCUAAUUGGUGCUUGGCGAAGAUCUUCCCACAAUCUUUGGAUCAAAAGACUGCGCAGGGCCUCAACUUUAUCUGAGAUUUUACAGGUUCUUGCUGAUUUUGUCACUGCGAUCAACGAGGACUGGUUGUGUGACUCUGGUCAUACUUUGGGAUCAAAUUAUGACCCAGAAGAAAUUAUUGCAAGCUUUUCAAGCAUGCCCCAAACUUCAUCUGCAGUUGCAUUUUGGUUGGUCAAGUUGGAUGCCUUGGUCGGACCCCACUUGGGAAGUGCUCAUUAGCAAUAUACAAGUCUAAAGGUAGGUUGUUUCAAACAGGUCAAUCUUAUUUAGUUACAGGAUAAGGAGUACAUGGUUUGUGUCAAAGUCAGAUCCAUCAAACUACUUUAUGGCAAAAUUUCAGAUACUUGGAGAGUGAGUUAUUCUAUCAGUAUCCCUGAAGGAAUCAUGCUGCUUAUUGCUACAAGUGCAACAGUGCAACUGGAAGCUUUAUGAUUUUUUUGGAAAGUAAAGCAGAAAAUGAAGCAGUCAGCAAUCGGUUCAACAACCAAAGGCUGACGUUAGAACAAAUGUACAAUGUUACUUCUGGACAUCCAUUUUUGUUAUCAUCACUAUACGUAGGAUACAUGAAUGCUUCUUCAAUGUACAUAGUAGGAUAGGUUCUCUUCCUCAUCUUCGAUCUUCUUCAACCCAGUUUUGGCUGUUUUGCUGUAUUAGGACUCACUCUUGACACUUGUAUUGGCUCAUUCCUUGUAAGAUAAAACUGUUAUACAUGUUUCUCUUGGCGGCAAAUAAAAUUUAAUGGGGCUGUUCGAUGCCUCUGUUUCAGAUUCA